AUAGUGAAUAUAUACUGAUCUUCUUAAAGCCACUUGUGUUCCUCAGCCAUCCCAUAUUUCAUUUGCGGGUCCCUCCCUAACACUUACUGCUAAAAAGGGGUCAGUAUAAAUAGUUAUGACUUUAACAAAUGAGAUACAGACACAGGAAAGAGAGAAGGUGAACUCAUACAUACAAGAACUUUGACCAGCCCUGCAGACAAACACUUGCAUGAUCUAAUAGAAGACAGGCUUUCUGUGCUUUUCAAAGGUUUUUGAUUGAAUCCAGGUCAAGGUGAUAGUGUUGUGUGUGGAAUUUCCCCCUGCAGCCAAAUCAUAAUGUGGUUAGUCUUUCUUGUAUAUCCGUUUGUCCUGAUUCUUCAGUGUGAAGCUCAGAAUGCCUGCCUCACCCAUCCAACAUUCAGAGAGCCAGACAACUCUGAUAUCACAGUUGUGUGUGGCACAAACAAGAUGGAUUUGCAGAUUUUGCUGUGUCCUAUUUACUUCAAUGGCUAUAAUGAAUCCACAAUGGCUCUUAAUGCUCAGUUUGCCAGACCUGAGUGCAUAGGAACGCCUGACUGGACUGUUGACCCACCUGUACUGAAAUUCCAGUUUCUCAUCACUGAAACAGGCAUAUCCACAUGCUCCAACAAGCUGACGAUAAUUCAGGAGGUCGGAUCUGGGCUGUUCUCCGACUUCUCCAAUGUUCAGUCUGUGAACAUCUCUGGGAUGGUCAACUCUCAGGAAAUAAGUACCGGAACCAUCACCUACCGGCAGGAGAUGAUCUAUCUGUUUUCCUGUAGCUACCCACUGCAGUACUUGGUCAACAACACAGAGAUGAGCGUCUCUGGUGUGAGUCUGGCAAUUAAGGACAAUAAUGGCAGUUUCAUCAGCACUCUGAGUAUGAUGCUGUUUGAGGACAUGACAUACACAAGUCGUCUCUCUGUGCCUCCAACGGGUCUAAAUCUGAAGACUAGAGUUUUCGUGGAGGUCCGAGCCACUAAUCUUACACAUAGAUUCAAUGUUCUCUUGGAUCGAUGCUUUGCAACCACCAGUCCUUACCUGGUUAACAACAGCACAUCCUUUGAAUUCUUUGUCGGAUGUAACCACGAUCCGCAAACCAUAAUAGGUGUGAAUGGAGAACAACAGGUUGCACGUUUCUCGUUCGAAACCUUUCGCUUUGUAGAGCACAAAAACAGGUCGGUGUCCACCUAUUACGUGCACUGCACCACAAGACUUUGCGAGACGUCAUUCUGCACAACAUUAAAACAGAAUUGCACAAGUAGAAAGAGGAGAGGCGUCGAGUCGCCUCAAGAAACAACGGUCAGUGAUUAUGCCACAGUUACCUCUGGACCACUCAUGACAAAAGUGGACAAUGUACCCAACACACCCGUUGUUACAGUGUAUGAGAAUUCAAAGCACAAUAACGCCGUGGUCGGAGUCUCGGUGGCAGCUGGCGUGUUCGGGCUCAUGUCUCUUGCCAUGCUGAGUGUACUUCUCUAUAAGAUCCACUCUGAGAGGUUCAAAAUGGACAAACCGUCUCUCUUCCGCUAACAUCUUUUGAUCACUAACGAACACACCAUAUUCCAGUCCUGUAAAAUAGUUGGCUUGCAUGUGCUCCACAGAGCUGCUCUUAUACAAGAGAAGAUGCUGAAGCCCUGUACCCCAUACCUCACUGAAGGAAU
Paramisgurnus dabryanus is the source of this 1661-nucleotide messenger RNA. Its product is annotated as zona pellucida-like domain-containing protein 1. The record is from RefSeq and is a predicted model, not a curated record. Lineage: Eukaryota; Metazoa; Chordata; Actinopteri; Cypriniformes; Cobitidae.